AUGGAUACAAAGACUAAGUACUUCUCAAAGGAUAUCAAGGAGAUGGCUGGUACGCCAUAUGGUGAUACUGAUAAACAUUCAAAGUUUAUGAAGUUAGCUUUGAACGAGGCAAAGAAAGCUUUAGAUGAAGGAGAAGUACCUGUAGGCUGUGUAAUAGUUCACAACGAUGUUGUAAUUGCACAGGGAUCAAACAAGACCAAUAUCAAGAAGAAUGCAACGAGACAUGCAGAGGUUGAAGCAAUAGACUCAAUAUUCUUACCUGGUGGACAACAGCAUCAUCUUUGUGAGCAGUACAACAAUGAGAAGUUGUUGAGCGAGUGUCAACUAUACGUCACUGUGGAGCCUUGCAUAAUGUGUGCUGCAGUACUACAACUGGCACAUAUUGGAACUGUGUACUUUGGUUGCUACAAUGAUAAGUUUGGUGGCAAUGGCUCUAUCCUCACUAUACACAGUGUCGACAACUUUGAGUAUGGUCAUCCCUACAACUGUGUGUCUGGUGUGCUCAGGGAGCAAGCGAUACACGUCCUCCAGAAGUUCUACUUCCAAGAGAACAAGAAGGCCCCUGUACCAAACAAGAGGAAGCGCGUUGAUCCAGACCUCAACAAACAAGGUGACAAUGAUGAGGAUGAAGACGAGGACGACACAACAAUGGAGACAACAUCAACGUCAUCAUCGACGAUCACAGCUACAUAG
Messenger RNA from Acytostelium subglobosum LB1, 693 nucleotides. RefSeq lists its product as hypothetical. Gene Ontology annotation, molecular function: zinc ion binding; tRNA-specific adenosine-34 deaminase activity. The transcript has 4 exons. Gene Ontology annotation, cellular component: nucleus; cytoplasm. The record is from RefSeq and is a predicted model, not a curated record. Gene Ontology annotation, biological process: tRNA wobble adenosine to inosine editing. Bases 1 to 693 code for a protein of 230 amino acids. Lineage: Eukaryota; Evosea; Eumycetozoa; Acytosteliales; Acytosteliaceae.